GCUUCCUCGCUGACGCCCCGCGCCCCGGCGCGCCUUGGAGACAUUUACUCGAGACCGGGGCUCCCUGGCUCUUGGCGGCCUCCCCCUUCGCGCUCGUCCUCGACGGAGAGCGGCGGCGGCUUCCGUUUCUCGGUCGGCGGGGGCGAGGCAGCGGCGCGGCCAGGCAGGGACGGCGGCGGCGGCGGCGUCUAAGAUGGAGGCUGUGGCGCGGAGCAGCUUCCAGCCCCAUCCCGGCCUGCAGAAGACCUUGGAGCAGUUUCAUCUCAGCUCCAUGAGCUCGCUGGGCGGCCCGGCCGCCUUCUCGGCGCGCUGGGCGCAGGAGCUGUACAAGCGCGAGCACGGCAAGGAGCCCGCGGCGGCGGCGGCGGCGGCGCCCCCGUCCUCGGCGGAGCCGGUGCUGCACUUGCCGCCCAUCCAGCCGCCGGCGGUGAUGCCGGGCCCCUUCUUCAUGCCCUCGGACCGCUCGACGGAGCGCUGCGAGACCGUGCUGGAGGGCGAGACCAUCUCGUGCUUCGUGGUGGGCGGCGAGAAGCGCCUCUGCCUGCCGCAGAUCCUCAACUCGGUGCUGCGCGACUUCUCGCUGCAGCAGAUCAACGCCGUCUGCGACGAGCUGCACAUCUACUGCUCGCGCUGCACGGCCGACCAGCUCGAGAUCCUGAAAGUCAUGGGCAUCCUGCCCUUCUCGGCGCCCUCCUGCGGACUCAUCACCAAGACGGACGCCGAGCGCCUCUGCAACGCGCUGCUCUACGGCGGCGCCUACCCGCCGGGCCGCUGCAAGAAGGAGUACCCGGGCGGCGCGCACGGGGGCCCGCUGGAGCUGGAGCUGGAGCUGACCGAGCGCAGCUUCAAGGUGUACCACGAGUGCUUCGGCAAGUGCAAGGGACUGGUGGUGCCCGAGCUGUACAGCAGCCCCGGCGCCGCGUGCAUCCAGUGCCUGGACUGCCGGCUCAUGUACCCGCCGCACAAGUUCGUCAUCCACUCGCACAAGUCCCUGGAGAACCGGACUUGCCACUGGGGCUUCGACUCGGCCAACUGGCGCGCCUACAUCCUCCUCAGCCAGGAUUACGCCGGCAAGGAGGAGAAAGCCCGGCUGGGCCAGUGCUUGGACGAGAUGAAGGAGAAGUUCGACUACAGCAACCGGUACAAGAGGAAAGCGCCCAGGGUCCCAUCUGAUCCUCCUGCUCCCAAGAAACUGAAAACUGACGACUCCUUGCAGGCUCUGGUAGUUGGCGACAAAGAGAAACAGUCGAACUGGUUGCGGUCUUUGUCCGGUUCGUCCAGCAAGCAGAGCAUCGGCUGCAUACACCCACGGCAGCGCCUCUCUGCCUUCCGGCCCUGGUCCCCGGCCGUUUCAGCCAGUGAGAAGGAUCUCCCAAACCACAUCCCUGCUUUGAUCAGAGACAGUUUCUACUCGUACAAAAGCUUCGAGAACGCCGUCGCGCCCAACGUCGCCCUCGCCCCUCCACCGCAGCCAAAGAUCGUCAGCAACCCCCUGUGCGCCACGGCGGUGCCACGGAGCAGUGAGCCGCUGAGCAGCCCUCCCCAGCCGAGGAAAAGAAAACACGUCCCCGAGAAUCCGGCGAUCCCCGAACCUCUUCCCACCGCUGCCGUCACGCCCACUGCCGCUGCUCUCCCCGCAACAGAAGAAGAGAAGGAGUCCGAAGCAGAAAUUGAAGUGGAAACCCGAGAAGAAUGUAAGUUCACCUCCUCCUUGUCCUCGCUGUCGUCCCCGUCCUUCACCUCCUCGAGCUCCGCCAAGGACAUGAGCUCGCCCGGCAUGCAAGCCCCGCUCCCCGCCGGCAGCGUGUUUGAAGCCGCCGGCCACGCGGAGCCCCCGAGCAGCGCCACGGGGCUGGAGGCGGAGCUGGAGCACCUCAGGCAGGCCCUGGACGGCGGCCUGGACACGAAAGAAGCCAAAGAGAAAUUCCUCCACGAGGUCGUCAAGAUGCGAGUGAAGCAGGAAGAAAAGCUCAACGCCGCCUUGCAGGCCAAACGCAGCCUUCACCAGGAGCUUGAGUUCCUCCGCGUGGCCAAGAAAGAGAAGCUGAGAGAAGCCACCGAAGCCAAGCGCAACCUAAGGAAAGAGAUCGAACGCCUCCGGGCUGAGAACGAGAAGAAAAUGAAGGAAGCCAACGAGUCCCGAAUACGGCUAAAGCGGGAGCUGGAGCAGGCCAGACAAGUCCGGGUGUGCGACAAGGGCUGUGAAGCAGGCCGGCUGCGGGCCAAAUACUCCGCCCAGAUUGAGGACCUGCAGGUGAAACUCCAGCACGCGGAAGCGGACCGGGAGCAGCUGCGUGCGGAUCUGCUGCAUGAGCGGGAGGCACGGGAACACCUGGAAAAAGUAGUCAAGGAACUGCAGGAGCAGCUGUGGCCCAAGCAAAGCGAGCUGCCCGGCAGUGAACACACGGCGAGAGGCUUGGAGAACUGAGCCCGUUCUGAGGAGUGCGGGGCAUCCGUCUGAUCCCGAGGCCGGACGGAGGAAAGAUACACAGUAAGGCAGAAAGUGUAGGAGAGGAGCUGAGGCGAGGGGUGGCGUCCCUGGCCUCGCCGCCGAGAAACACGGACUUCGUUCUUAAUUGGAGGGCAAUGUUACUCUUUCUAACAGAAGCACUGAAUCCCACCUCUCUUUUUCCAGUUCAUAUAGCACAACAUCUUCCCGUGCCUAUAACAUGAAGAGGGUCUAUAAGCCUAAACUACUUUUUGAGUCUGCAGCAAAAAAAAAUAAUAAUAAUUUUUUUCUACUGGUAAACACAUGCCUGGCAAGCAGCAUGGAAGCGGAAUCCAAACCGAGCAACGGGGCUGCUUCUUGGGAACACUUUGGAAUUGACACACACACACAAAACCCCUUUUGUGAUAAGCUAUUUAAAAAUGCAAACAAUUGAGUCAUGAAGAUGUGGUAUUAAAGCCAUUGGCAAGAUUUUUUUUAAAUACAUAUAUAUAUAUAAUAUAUAUAUAUAUAUAUUAUAUAUAUAUAAAGGGGGAGGGAAUACUUCCAGUACCUACUCUAUAGAGACAACUUGCUAUGCCCUUUGGGUUUUUUCUUAAGAGAAGUGUUGGGAAAAGCCCUCAAAUAAGCCAUGACCAUUUUAAACCAGGCGAUUUCUAUGAGAAUUUCAAAUUUAGUUUUUUUCCUAGCUAAAAAACUUGUUUCCUCCAUGCUUGAACCAAGAAAAGGAAGAAAGUCCAUGGAGAAAAAGGGAUGGUGGUUAGGUUGCGGUGGGGAAACGAGGUUGCGUUAUAUCCUAAAUGAACCCAGCCUUAUUAAAUUCAGUGUUUGUUAAUCAUGCCGUAACAUUUUUCAAUAUAGAUAUAUAUAGAUAUAUAUAGAUAUAUAUAUGUCAAUUAUUAACUGAUGUGUUUUAAAGACUCACUUCAACUCCAGAGCACUUCAGUUUUAGGAAACAAAUAGAAGAAUAAAAAAGAGAGCGAGCGAGCGAGCGUCACAGGAAGACGGCUGGACCAUGAAGUCGCUUGUGGAAGAUACUCGGGAAAACUCGUACGGCACGUGUGUUUGGAAACCGCUCUUUCUGGUUUCCCAGAGAAUUCGUCCCCAUUUAAUCAUCACCUCAGAAAUUUCAGUAUUGUAUGGAGCUUAUCCCGGCUGUCAUGAGCGAGGGCCGUGAUCCCCUCCCAGGAGUGCUCAACUUUGUAUUAAAGAGACAAGAGACUUUUGCUGCUGUGAGAAUUAAGGCUACAUUUCUUAUUCUUUGGGUGGGGUUUGUCCUGGGGGCUUUUUUGUAUUAAAUGUGAUAAAUACUUUAAUAUUGGGAUCUGUGCCGCAAUCCCUGCCCCUCCCAAUGAUGGAUUUAAAAAUAUGCAGUAAAUGACACAACUCAGGGCAAAGUCCUAUCCUCAGUAGGAGUUUUGCUUCUACCUGAUUGGGGCCAACACUUAAUAACCCGCUGGAUUUUUAUUUUUCCUUCGGAAACGUUGUUUGUAAAGAACUGCACUUUGUGUUCCCUUUUUCCCUAUUUCCAUCCGAGAGGUAUUUUAACCUUUCAUCCGUGGUGGGCUGGCUUCAGUUCCACCCCCCCUCCCAAGACCCGUGAGGCUCUUUUGAGAGUAAGAAGGGGUGUAAGGUGAAAUCGGAAUGGUUAAAACCAGGACUGCAGUGCAGGGAAGACGACGGACUUGGGUCCCCCGGCCGAGUCGCUUGGGUCGCUGUUCUGCGGUUCGAUUCAGGGAUGCCGUCCCCCACGAGUCCUGCUGGCCAGACAGUUCCCGAGUACCACCCUAAACCUUUACCUGGGGGGAGUGGGCAGCAAUCCAGUAGUCGCGGAUUCUUGCGCGCCCCAUCUCUGUAUCCCGUUCAUGAAUGCUGAAGAAACCCUGCUCUGUGAAUGAUACCUUUCUCAAGUUACCAAAGUGCAGUCGCCCGUCCUAACAUUAAAGUAUUGACUUAAGAUACACUAGAGGGGGAAAAAAAGGUUGUAUUAAAAAGCUGAUGUUAUCCAUUCUACUAGCAUGGAACCCGAGGAGGAGGAAGUACAAUUCCGUUUAUGGGGGCAGGGAGGGGGGGUUGCUACAGAAAAAUAAAGGCAGAUACAUUAGAAAAAUUGGGCAGAAUUGAAAUAUGGGAAGCAAGAAACCGCUAUUCAGACUGUUGUGCAUGAUACAAAGUUGUCUUGCCCUUGUUCAUUUGCAAUGAGUAGAUUCAGCUCUCCCUUCGUAAAGUGCAAUGCAAAAGGAAUAUUGAUUGUGUUUUUAAUGUGAGGAUUUUUUUAAAAAAAUGCUUCUUUGUAUGUUUUUUUCUGCAGUUAUUAAAAAACCCAUAUGCAUGGAAUUAAAAUCUUUGCCAUACAUAUUCUAAUUAAUGGGCAUUAUUACUGUCUUAUGUAAAGGUGCAUAAAGUGUUUUUGGUUCUCAGC
Molecule: messenger RNA, 4868 nt
Organism: Varanus komodoensis (Komodo dragon)
Lineage: Eukaryota; Metazoa; Chordata; Lepidosauria; Squamata; Varanidae
Gene: SKI
Product: SKI proto-oncogene
Exons: 7
Coding region: 194-2428 (744 amino acids)
Biological process (GO): negative regulation of BMP signaling pathway
Cellular component (GO): nucleus
Molecular function (GO): SMAD binding; RNA polymerase II cis-regulatory region sequence-specific DNA binding; DNA-binding transcription factor activity, RNA polymerase II-specific
Source: RefSeq, a predicted model, not a curated record